GCCGAGGGUUCGCCAGCACGGUGCCAUCCCGCACCACUCCCACGCCAAUCUUGUUGGCGCUGCCUUCAAAACCCAACACCGCCGGCAUGGCCGAGCCUGGGAGGAAACGCCGGCAGGGCCCCUAGCUACUACUGGAGCCGUAGAGCCUUCACCAAUCCGCGCUGGAAUGCAGAAGCCAGGUCUCAAAGGAAGAAAACGAGUUCGCGGCUACCAACCGCGCACCAGGACACCAAACAAGUCCCGCGUUUAGCGCGCGGGCCCUCCCCUCGCAUCAAGGUCCCCUCGAGGGCCUGUUCUCUUAAUUGCCAGGGACCUUGAGCCGGCAUCUGCUCGUUAAAUUCCUUUCUGCUUCUCUGCCUCUCUCCCAUGGUCCAACCCAGCCUUCUCCACUGAUUUUGUUCCCUCCUGCACAGCUUUGGGAUCUCCGGUCGGGGCGGCAGUAGGAGUCAAGAAUCUGGCACAUCGAUAAACAGCCCGAGAACGGAGAGCUGGGGCCCUCAGUGCCCUGGAGACACAGAGAACUGAGGCAAGGCUGAGCUUUCGGCCACGUGGCACUAACAGACCAAUCAUCCGCCUUCCUUCGCCUCCAGACACGCAUCUCAGAUCACGUGACCACACCAGUUACCACGUGGGGACACAGCGUGUUCCAUUCUUUGUGCUGGGGUGAGGAGGAGCUUGACUAGACUCAAGCAGGCAACGCGGUAGAAACACUGCUUCGGUGGGCGACGUGGAACUGCUACAGAAGGGCGUUUAUUACAGUGAUGCCGAAACGUGGGAAAAAAGCCGCGGUGGCAGAAGAUGGGGAUGAGCCCAAGUCUGAGCCAGAAGCCAAGAAGAGUAAGGCGGGAGCAAAGAAAACCGAAAAAGAGGCAGCAGGUGAUGGGGCAGUCCUGUAUGAGGACCCCCCAGAUCAGAAAACCUCACCCAGUGGCAAAUCAGCCACACUCAAAAUCUGCUCCUGGAAUGUGGAUGGGCUUCGAGCUUGGAUUAAGAAAAAAGGUUUAGAUUGGGUAAAGGAAGAAGCCCCAGAUAUCCUGUGCCUCCAAGAGACCAAAUGUUCAGAGAACAAACUGCCAGCUGAACUUCAAGAGCUGUCUGGACUACCCCAUCAGUACUGGUCAGCUCCUUCUGACAAGGAAGGGUACAGUGGUGUGGGCCUGCUCUCCCGCCAGUGCCCACUCAAAGUCUCCUAUGGCAUUGGUGAGGAGGAACAUGAUCAGGAAGGCCGAGUGAUUGUGGCUGAAUUUGAUGCAUUUGUGCUGGUGACAGCCUAUGUACCCAAUGCAGGCCGAGGUCUGGUACGCCUGGAGUACCGCCAGCGCUGGGAUGAAGCCUUUCGCAAAUUCCUGAAGGGUCUGGCCUCCCACAAGCCCCUUGUGCUCUGUGGGGACCUUAAUGUGGCUCAUGAAGAAAUUGACCUUCGCAACCCAAAGGGAAACAAAAAGAAUGCUGGCUUCACUCCACAGGAACGUCAAGGCUUUGGGGAAUUGCUGCAGGCUGUGCCACUGGCUGACAGUUUCCGGCACCUCUACCCCAACACGGCGUAUGCCUACACCUUUUGGACCUACAUGAUGAAUGCGCGAUCUAAAAAUGUUGGAUGGCGGCUUGAUUAUUUUUUGUUGUCUCACUCUCUGUUGCCUGCAUUGUGUGACAGCAAGAUCCGUUCCAAGGCUCUGGGUAGUGACCACUGUCCCAUUACUCUAUACCUAGCACUGUGACCUUUCCCCAAAUCAGUUUGAGCCUGGGAUAUAAGCCAAUCAAACUAGCUUUAAACUUCUUACGCCCAAACUUCUUAAAAACUGCUCUCUAGAGAAAUCUGCACUGUAUUUUCCUUCUCAACUGCAGCUUUUAACCAGGCUUCUAGUAACAGAUGUAGGUUUCCUUUAAACCCAAGGAUUUUUGUGUGUGUUGGGAUGUCUUUUUUUUUUUUAAUAUUAAAAACUACUGAUGAGUUCCUUUGAAAUGCCCAUGUGAAAAUAAAAAGCCAUAGUUUCAGCA
This is a messenger RNA of Sus scrofa (pig), 1998 nucleotides long. RefSeq names its product apurinic/apyrimidinic endodeoxyribonuclease 1 (gene APEX1). Gene Ontology annotation, molecular function: DNA-(apurinic or apyrimidinic site) endonuclease activity; double-stranded DNA 3'-5' DNA exonuclease activity; endonuclease activity. Gene Ontology annotation, cellular component: nucleus. NCBI's taxonomy places the organism in Eukaryota, Metazoa, Chordata, Mammalia, Artiodactyla, Suidae. The record is from RefSeq and is a predicted model, not a curated record. Gene Ontology annotation, biological process: base-excision repair.